ACCACACUGCCAGAGCUAGCCAGUGCACACGUCGAGCAAUAUGGCUACGAAAAACUCUGCUGUCUUCCUCCUCGGGCUUCUCUCUUGCGUUGCCAUGAGCAGCGCGGCGAGAAUUCUAGAAGAGACCAUUUCUAAGGAGGAGCACCAGCCCGAGGUGCCAUCGCUUCCCAAAGUAGAACUGCCACCGUUCCCGGAAGUGCAUCUGCCACCUAAGCCUGAGCUUCCCAAGGUGGAGCUGCCGCCGCUCCCGGAGGUGCACUUGCCAUCUAAGCCUGAGUUGCCCAAGGUGGAGCUGCCACUUAAGCCGGAGCUGCCCAAGGUGGAGCUGCCAACGUUCCCGGAGGUUCACCUGCCACCCAAGCCGAAGCUGCCCAAGAUGGAGCUGUCAACGUUCCCAGAGGUUCACCUGCCACCCAAGCCGGAGAUGCCCACUGUUCCCGGGUUCCACCUCCCGGAGCCGGAGGCCAAGCCAUGAGAACUGCCUUAUCAAUAUUGUUGCCUUGUUGUACCUCCUCUGCUCCUCGUACAUGUACCUAUUUGUCGCGUCGUGUCCAUGAUCUGAUUGUUUAGUUGUGGUUUUCAGCGAGUGUUGUGAGUGAUCUGCUCAUAUGUUGGUAUAUAUGAGAAAUUUAUAUUUUGUUCUCACAA
Triticum aestivum (bread wheat) is the source of this 648-nucleotide messenger RNA. RefSeq names its product protein PELPK1-like. The transcript has a single exon. NCBI's taxonomy places the organism in Eukaryota, Viridiplantae, Streptophyta, Magnoliopsida, Poales, Poaceae. The coding region runs from base 41 to 475 and encodes 144 amino acids. The record is from RefSeq and is a predicted model, not a curated record.